UUCUCUAUUUUCAUCUUCUCACCUCUUCUUUCAUACCUUCCAUGGCUUCCAUUCUGCAAUUCUUCCUUUCUCUUUGUCUGCUCCAUCUUCUCAUCUCCCUCUCUGCUGCUUCAAAUGAAAAUGAAAUUCCAAAGUCUUAUGUUGUUUAUAUGGGGAAAUCAUCAAACAACCAUGGGGGAGAGGCUGAAGUUGCAGAGUCAAGUCAUUUGCAGCUAUUGUCCGCCAUUAUUCCAAGUUCUGAGAGUGAGAGAAUAUCUCUCAUCCAUUCUUACAAUCAUGCUUUCAAGGGCUUCUCUGCCAUGCUCACACAGGGUGAAGCUUCUAUACUCUCUGGCCAUGAGGAAAUAGUAUCUAUCUUUCCAGAUCCACUUCUUCAACUACAUACUACAAGAUCUUGGGAUUUCUUGAAUGUGGAAUCUGGAAUUACAUCAACUCCCUUAUUUCAUCACAACCUAUAUAGGGAUGUCAUAAUUGGGGUCAUUGACACAGGGAUAUGGCCUGAGUCUCCAAGUUUCAAUGACAAUGGUAUCGGAGAAAUCCCUUCAAGAUGGAAAGGAGUUUGCAUGGAGGGAUCUGACUUCAAAAAAUCCAACUGUAACAGGAAGCUGAUAGGAGCAAGAUACUACAACACCCCAAAGGCCUUAAUCCAACCAAAAUCCAGCAGUAAUAAGAGCCACCCCAUUAACCUCACCGGCUCUCCAAGGGACUCAGUAGGCCAUGGGACACAUACUGCAUCCAUCGCAGCUGGUGCACCCAUCGCCAAUGCUAGUUACUAUGGUCUGGCUCCAGGUACUGCAAGGGGUGGCUCGCCUUCCGCCAGGAUUGCAAGCUACAAGGCUUGUUCGUUAGAAGGUUGUUCUGGUUCCACCAUAAUGAAAGCAUUUGAUGAUGCAAUUAAGGAUGGAGUUGAUAUAAUCUCAGUUUCCAUUGGGAUGACCUCAAUUUUUCAGUCAGACUUCCUUAAUGACCCCAUUGCUAUAGGAGCUUUUCAUGCUCAGCAGAUGGGGGUAAUGGUGGUUUGCUCAGCAGGGAACAGCGGGCCUGAUCCUUACACCAUUGUCAAUUCAGCACCAUGGAUCUUUACUGUUGCAGCUUCUAAUAUUGAUCGGGAUUUCCAAUCUACUGUAGUUCUUGGAAAUGGGAAAACUUUUCCAGGGCCUGCGAUCAACUUCUCCAACCUUACUCGCUCUAAAACAUAUCCUCUUGCCCGUUCAGAGGAUGUUGCUGCUGCUUUUACCCCUUCAUCAGAUGCAAGGAGCUGCUAUCCAGGAUCAUUAGAUCCCAAGAAAGUUAGGGGCAAGAUAAUUGUUUGUUCUGGUGAUGGGUCUAAUCCGAGGCGUAUCCAAAAAUUAGUUGUAGAAGAUGCAAAAGCGAUAGGGAUGAUUUUGAUUGACGAGUAUCAGAAAGGUUCCCCCUUUGAAUCAGGCAUUUAUCCCUUCACAGAAGUUGGAGAUAUUGCAGGGUUUCAUAUUCUCAAGUACAUUAAUUCCACCAAGAAUCCAACUGCAACCAUCCUUCCAACAAAGGAAGUUCCACGGAUUAGGCCUGCACCAGUGGUUGCAUUUUUCUCAUCCAGAGGUCCAGGAGGGCUAACAGAAAAUAUUCUCAAGCCUGAUAUAAUGGCUCCAGGAGUUGCUAUUUUAGCAGCCAUGAUUCCAAAGACAGAAGCGGGGAGUGUUCCAAUUGGGAGGAAGGUAUCAAAAUUUGGCAUACGAUCUGGAACGUCCAUGGCGUGCCCCCAUGUAACAGGGGCAGCUGCAUUCAUCAAAUCGGUGCACCCACAAUGGAGUUCUUCUAUGAUCAGAUCAGCACUCAUGACAACAGCUAUCAUUUCUAAUAACAUGAGGAAAGAUUUGACAAAUAGCACAGGUUUCUCUGCCAAUCCACAUGAGAUGGGAGUUGGAGAAAUAAGCCCACUCAAGGCUCUCAAUCCAGGAUUAGUUUUUGAGACCGCAACAGAAGAUUAUCUCCAUUUCCUUUGUUAUUAUGGCUACCCAGAGAAAACUAUAAGAGCUGUGGCAAACAAAAAAUUUAGUUGUCCAAGCACUUCCUUUGAUGAACUCAUCUCCAACAUCAACUACCCAUCCAUCUCUAUAAGCAAGCUGGACAGGCAUCUAGCUGCUCAAACUGUGACAAGGACUGUAAGGAAUGUGGGAUCCCCAAAUUCAACCUACAUUGCUCAACUGCAUGCUCCAGUGGGACUGGAAAUCACUGUCUCUCCUAAGAAGAUAGUUUUUGUGGAAGGUUUAGAGAGGGCAACCUUUAAAGUCUCAUUCAAAGGAAAGGAAGCUUCAAGGGGUUACAGUUUUGGAUCUAUAACAUGGUUUGAUGGUCUACAUUCUGUUCGCACAGUCUUUGCGGUGAAUGUCGAAUAAAUUCAUUGCCUUUCAAUUACAAGUCAGAAUACUAAACAUAUCCUUUGUUUAAAAUGCACUCUUCAUUCAACAGCAUAACAAGUAAUUUUAUGCAAAAUGAAUAGCAUUUUUCCACUGACAUGGUAGGAAAUGCAAUUCAAUGUAGAUUUUGGAUA
Messenger RNA from Vitis riparia (riverbank grape), 2530 nucleotides. Its product is annotated as CO(2)-response secreted protease-like. NCBI's taxonomy places the organism in Eukaryota, Viridiplantae, Streptophyta, Magnoliopsida, Vitales, Vitaceae. Gene Ontology annotation, biological process: proteolysis. Gene Ontology annotation, molecular function: serine-type endopeptidase activity. The record is from RefSeq and is a predicted model, not a curated record. Bases 42 to 2375 code for a protein of 777 amino acids. The transcript has 11 exons.